AUGCUGCCGCCGGGGUGCAAUGGCACUGCACACCCGGCACGGCUGGGGCCGCAGCGGCAGCUGGCACAGCGGGCUACCCCAGGGGGCUCGGCGGGAGCGGCGCGGCUGGGACCCGCGCAGGUGGUCACCGCCGGCCUGCUGACUCUCCUCAUCCUCUGGACCCUGCUGGGCAAUGUGCUGGUGUGCGCAGCCAUCGUUCGCAGCCGCCACCUGCGCGCCAAGAUGACCAAUGUCUUCAUCGUUUCCCUGGCCGUCUCUGACCUCUUCGUGGCGCUGCUGGUCAUGCCCUGGAAGGCGGUCGCCGAAGUGGCCGGGUACUGGCCCUUUGGGGCUUUUUGCGACGUCUGGGUGGCUUUCGACAUCAUGUGCUCCACGGCGUCCAUCCUGAACCUGUGCAUCAUCAGCGUGGACCGCUACUGGGCCAUCUCCAGGCCCUUCCGCUAUGAGCGCAAGAUGACCCAGCGCGUGGCACUAGUUAUGGUGGGCCUGGCCUGGACCCUGUCCAUCCUCAUCUCCUUCAUCCCGGUCCAGCUUAACUGGCACAGGGACCAGGCAGGCUCUUGGGGUGGGGCAGGUCUGCAGUCCAACGAGACGCCCUGGGAGGAAGACCGGGAGAACACUGGGCAGGCGGAGAACUGCGACUCCAGCCUGAACCGAACUUAUGCUAUCUCCUCGUCGCUCAUCAGCUUCUACAUUCCGGUGGCCAUCAUGAUCGUGACCUACACGCGCAUCUAUCGCAUAGCGCAGGUGCAGAUCCGCAGAAUUUCCUCCCUGGAGAGGGCAGCUGAGCAUGCACAGAGCUGCAGGAGCCACGGGGCCUGCGAGACAGACGCCAGAGCAUCCAUCAGGAAGGAGACCAAGGUCUUCAAGACCCUGUCGAUGAUCAUGGGGGUCUUUGUGUGCUGCUGGCUGCCCUUCUUCAUCCUGAACUGCAUGGUUCCUUUCUGCGAAGACGGUGAUGACCAGGACCCAAGGGCUGGCUUUCCCUGCAUCAGUGAGACCACCUUUGACAUCUUCGUCUGGUUUGGCUGGGCCAACUCCUCGCUCAACCCCAUCAUCUAUGCCUUCAAUGCUGAUUUCCGGAAGGUGUUUGCCCAGCUGCUGGGGUGCAGCCACGUAUGCUCCCAGACUCCAGUGCAGGCUGUGAACAUCAGUAACAAACUUGUCUCCUACAACCAAGAUGUGGUCUUCCACAAGGAGAUUGCAGCUGCCUAUGUCCACGUGAUCCCCAAUGCAGUGUCCCGUGGAGACAGAGAGGUGGCCAACGAUGAGGAUGAAGAGGAGGGACCUUUUGAUCACAUGUCUCAGAUCUCUCCAACGACCCCAGAUGAUGACCCAGCUGCUGAGUCUGGGUGGGAGCUGGAUUGUGAGGGGGAGAUUUCCCUGGGCAAAAUCACCCCAAAUAGAUUCCAUUAAACUGCAUAAGAAAUGCCCUCAUGGGUAUAUAUAACUGCAACCACACAUGCACACAUGCACGUGUGCACAUGUGCAAAUACACACACUCCAAGCACACUCCAGCCUGCCUGUAUCUCUGUGCAUAGUCCAGCUGCGUAGAAACAAAGUGAUGCUUAGUUGAAAAAAAUAGCCAAGGCAGUUGGAAUGAACACAUAUUCUGGACACAGACCAGUACCCCCACUAGGGAAGAGAAACUGGAGUCUGGUCCUUUAAGAAUAUACUCUUGACUUCCCUUUUCUAAU
Nannospalax galili (Upper Galilee mountains blind mole rat) is the source of this 1697-nucleotide messenger RNA. RefSeq names its product dopamine receptor D5 (gene Drd5). Gene Ontology annotation, biological process: adenylate cyclase-activating adrenergic receptor signaling pathway. The transcript has a single exon. Gene Ontology annotation, cellular component: plasma membrane. Gene Ontology annotation, molecular function: G protein-coupled receptor activity; dopamine neurotransmitter receptor activity. Lineage: Eukaryota; Metazoa; Chordata; Mammalia; Rodentia; Spalacidae. The record is from RefSeq and is a predicted model, not a curated record. Bases 1 to 1416 code for a protein of 471 amino acids.